Mya arenaria is the source of this 5893-nucleotide messenger RNA. Its product is annotated as tripartite motif-containing protein 2-like. Bases 924 to 3617 code for a protein of 897 amino acids. NCBI's taxonomy places the organism in Eukaryota, Metazoa, Mollusca, Bivalvia, Myida, Myidae. Gene Ontology annotation, molecular function: ubiquitin protein ligase activity; protein binding; zinc ion binding. The transcript has 7 exons. The record is from RefSeq and is a predicted model, not a curated record. Gene Ontology annotation, biological process: protein polyubiquitination; proteasome-mediated ubiquitin-dependent protein catabolic process; negative regulation of translation.
GGCUGAACAGAAAAUGUAUUUGUAGUAUGUAGUACAAGUUGCAAACAAACGUUUAGCGAGACAAGCAGGUUUAAACUGUCUGGCGUAUCAAUGAAUGCAUUCGAACUUAUAUGGAUAAUAUAACUGUUUGAUAGGGAUUGUGGUUUAUUAAGAUCGUUUUGUGAAAAUAUUUUGGAAAUUUUACUGUGGAUAAUGAAUUGGAUUUUUUGAGUGUCUUUUUCAUUUUAAAUGAUUAUAUUACUCAUUGAGAAAUUACUGAUAAUAUUUUACAGUAAAACUAUAUUAAAUGAUCAGUAAUAGUGAAAGGUAACCUUAAGUGAAAAAAACCGCAUAGUGGUGAGGAAUUGGAUGGACAUUUAUUUCUUACCCGUAAACAAUAAGUAUAGGUUAUAGCCCGACACACAAUUAUUUUUGAUAAUUAUAGACCUCAAAAUAAAUGAUAAUGUAUAUAAUGGUUGAACUAUUUAGCUACUGACAAAGCCGUGUCUUAUUGACCGCUAGUCAUUUGUAUCUCUGAAUUUAUUUCUGUACAGAUGCAACUAAUCACAUGGCAGAAAAAAGAAGGUUAUAUUUUCUUGGAAAAUAUUGUGCACAAAUGCAGUUCUACAUGAACUGAAGUGUUCUGUUUUAAACCGUUAAAAAGAUCUCUGGUUUCAUUGGAAAUAUUGAAUUAGUUUGGCAGUUAAGUGGACAAUAUAUUCAAAACACAUAGUGAAAUAUAUUCAAAAAACAUAGUGAAAUAUAUUCAAAAAACAUUGUGAAAUAUAUUCAAAAAACAUAGUGAAAUAUAUUCAAAAAACAUAGUGAAAUAUGAAUGAUGUACAUGUAUACAUAAAAGAUUGUAACGGAAACAUGGCUGUCAUAACAUCCGAAGCUAUCACCAGGUUGAUAUUUGUGUAAAAGGACAUUAUUAACCUGACAUCAUGGAAUGCCCCGUGGGUGGGGUCAGUAUCAUGGAACACUCCAAGGGUGGGGACAGCAGAGAGGACCUGACUGACUGCUGGAAGAUACAAAUGUAUCUGGAGUCAACAUCACAGGUUGAUUUGUGUGGACUUGGUGAGAUGGAGCUUGAGAAUAGAUUCAACAACAACAGCAACCACAGCAGCAACAACAACCUCAGCAGCACCACAAAUGUGCCUCUGCUGGCAACACACGACCUGCAUCUGUUGAACUGUGGGAUAUGUCACAAUAGCUAUUGCAAGCCAAAGCUAUUGCCGUGCCUUCACACCUUCUGUGAGAGUUGCCUAAGUGACUAUAUUCCUGAGCAGAGCCUGUCUGUGACGUGCCCUGUGUGUCGACAACAGUCCAUACUGCCCAUCGACGGGGUCUCCGCGCUGCAGGCCAACAUCUUCAUCAAUAGUAUCAUGGAUGUUGUAGGUUCAGAUUGUAACACCAGCAGUGCUUGUCAAAAUGGAGGUGAAAUGGAAAAACAAGAAAGCAGUGACAUUGCUAAGUCCAAACCUGCUGUUAACAAAUUUGGCGGCAUGCUUGAAAUGUUGAGACACAUUCCUAAAAUUUCCCAAUGUACGCAACAUCUUCUUGUAGGGACUGAGAAAUGUGGGGAAUGCGGUGGGGAAAGUGUGAGGACGUGCUCGAGAUGUAGCACGUGCGAGAAGCCCCUCUGUGAAACAUGCGCUAGCCAACAUCAAGACAAGCAUGAGGAUCAUGUGAUAACUGAAGUUCCGGAGCUCAGUAACAACCAUGUGAGCGAAGAUGUGUGUACGUCAAACCUUGUAUGCACAAACCAUGCUGGAAAUCCAUUACAGUUUUACUGCACCAGCUGUGAGACAGGAGUAUGUGAGACCUGUACAACGAGUGAACAUGUGAGCCACACGGUGAUUUCUCUGCAAGACGCAGUAGGUGAACACAAGUCCUCUCUUGCUACACUCAUGUCUGCUGCGCGUGAGCAGAUACCCACUCUUCACGAGGCUAUAAAUAACAUUACUGAAGUCGAACAAGUUUUAGCUAGUCAGACAGAAGUUGCCGAGGGUAAAAUCACGGAGGCAUUUGAUGAGCUGGUAAAACUAAUGAACGAGAGGAAAUCCACACUGUUGAAAGAUCUGAGUAAUGUGUAUAACAAGAAAAAAGAGGUUUUGACACACCAGAAAGAACAUUUAGAAAGUGUUGUAAAUAAGAUAAAUAAUAGUUGUGACUUUACUGAAGAGACAUUGUCGCAUGGAAGUUCUAGUGAAAUUUUGUUAGUGAGGAAAGAAAUGUCUCAGAAACUUCAUGAUCUUAGUACUAGUGUAGUAAGAAAGGAACCUGAAGAAAAUGAGUAUGUAUCCUUUGACACUGCUCAUUGUCAGGGUCUGAAAAAAUCAGUUGGAACACUAGGGUAUAUAAGACAUAACUGUGCUGUAGCUUAUAAUACUACAGCCACUGGGGAAGGUUUACGUCAUGCCAUAGUAAAUAAACCUGCAGUCAUUACAAUAUCUACUAAAGACAAAAAUGGUGAACUAGUCAAGACCAGUCAUUCUCUUGUUGACUCGGAGCUCACUGCCUCUAAUGGUGAUAGAAUCAUUCCAGCAAUUACUGACCAACAAAAUGGGACCUAUGAACUUGUGUACUUGUUACCUAGGGAAGAUGAUUAUUCCAUGUUUAUCAAAUUAUUUGGUAGACAGAUCAAAGGCUCACCUUUCAAGGUCAAGGCUAUGAAAGCCAGUAUAGAUGGCCAUGGUGACUCUGCCUCAAGUACGUCAAAAAUCCCUAGAACUGCCGCUGUUAAACAAAAGGGGACCAAACGACCUUCAAGUUCAAGGUCAGGUUCAAAUAGGAAAAGCAAUGUGAUAGAAGAUGACCUUCUAUGGAAGGUCGGUGUAAAGGGACGUAACAAGGGAGAGUUCACCAAUCCACAAGGUAUUUGUUGUACAGAAAACAGAAUUCUAGUCACUGAUAGUAACAAUCAAGUAGCACAAGUGUUCAAUUUUUCUGGUGAGUGCAAGUUGAAGUUCGGCAUGCCUGGUCGGGUGGCGGGAAAGAUGCAGAGACCAACUGGUGUUGCCAUAACCUUGAAUGGAAAUUUCCUGAUAGCUGACUAUGAUAAUAAAUGGAUAAGCGUUUUUGCACCAGAUGGACGAUAUUUGAACAAAAUAGGCACAGGAAAGUUAUUAGGACCAAAAGGUGUAGCUGUUGAUAGAAAUGGCAAUAUAGUGGUUGUGGACAACAAAGCCAGCUCAGUUCUGAUAUUUCAACCUAACGGGAAACUUGUGACCAAGUUUGGUUCCCGUGGUAACGGGGAUUCCCAGUUUGCUGGUCCCCAUUAUGUCGCAGUGAAUGCUGCCAAUGAUUUAAUAGUUUCUGAUUUCCACAAUCAUUGUAUUAAGGUGUUUGACUGUGAAGGAAACUUCCUGUUUGGGUUUGGAUCGAAUGGGGAGGGAAACGGCCAGUUCAACGCGCCUACUGGAGUUGCUGUGGACGACUAUGGAAAUAUUCUCGUAGCAGACUGGGGAAACUCUAGAAUACAAGUGUUUGACAGUAAUGGGUCAUUCCUGAGCUAUGUGAACACGACUGCUGACCCCCUUUAUGGACCCCAGGGCCUGGCCAUCACCCCGGAAGGCACAGUGGUCGUAUCAGACUCUGGAAACCACUGCAUUAAGAUGUACAAAUAUCUGCAGUAACAAACAUAACGUGUUGUGCUAUCCUUUAUGGGAGAAAUCCUCCUUUAAAAGGUCAAUUGAAUUGAAUGGUUACACUCUUAACCAGUGUUGUGAUAUCUUUUUGAUUUUACAGUAAACCUUUGUUGGAAACAAAAUAUGUGUAUUUUGGUAUUACAGUUUUGCAUAAUAAUAUGAUUGUAGAAAUUGUGAAGUCACUGAAAUGGUUUAGCGGCAUUCUCAUUUAUAGACAAGGUUGAUGUGUGUUGAAAAGAGACCAACAUUUGUAUUUAUAAUAACCAUAAAUGUAAUGCUGCAUAGUUUUUUUCAAACUUUGGUUUUGGGUUGAUAAACAAACUUGACCAUCAAUUGAGAGAAAAGAUAUAUUCUACGUUCUGUUGUGAAUGUUCUGAUAGUGAAAUUAGCUUUGAAAUGCUUUGAAUAUUGCUUUUGUUGAGGACCAAAUUGAUGAUCAUUUCUGUAUAUUUCAUGCUUUGUCACACUGCUACACUAACUGUAGUGACAGCUUAGUAAUUGAUAAAGGUUGCUAGUAUCAACUAACAAAAGUCAAUAAUUUGAUGGGACACAGUCGCAUUACAAUUUAUUUUGUAUAAGUACUAACAAUCUUUGUUUUUUUAGUGGUCUACAUGAUAUUGUGUAAACUGCCCACUAACACCGUUUAAACACCGCUUCAAGCUCAUUCUCUGAAACAAUUGUAUUGGCAAUUUUGAAGUAUACUGCCUGCUUAUUGGACAAAACAAUAUGUUGACCACUAAAUAAUAUUGGCUAUGGAAUACAGUUGCAAUUAGUCAUGACAUGUCACUGUGUAGAUGUUGGCUUAGAGUAGGCAGUUGUCUGUAUAUACAUGUAGCUUCUGACUGUUGUCUCAAUUGACUUGCAUUAUUUACAUGUACAUUCCAUUACAAGAUUAAUGGUUUUUGAUUGUGUCAUAAGGCAAGAAAGGACAAUGUAUUUCAAUCCCAUGUGUUCGUAUUAUAGUAAUUGUUUGAUUUGGUAUAAAUGAUCAUAUUAAUUAUUUCAAAGUCAAAGAUGUCAACCUAUAGACCUUCAUGGAAUAGGAUGGAUAUUGCUUCCAGUAUAGAAAAACGAUUUUGAAAAAAACAAAACUGCAUCGAUAAUCUUGUGUUUUUGUUAGUCUUAAGAUGCAAAUAAGGUGAAUCUAAGGAUUGUGUAACUGCAAGUGUACUGUUGAUUUCAAUUCUGUCACCCUAUUUUGACGCAUACCACACAUUUCCAUGCUGCAUGUUUUCUAGGGUUUACUGAAGCUGUGAAGAUGUUUGUCUGCUGUUUUUUAUGAAGAAAAAAUAAUUCAAGAUAUUGAAUUGCAGUAUUGAAUUGCAGUUCAUAGUCAUUUGGGUAUUGCUAUCAUGCAAAAAAGUCAAUAGUAAGCUUUUACAUUGGUGCCCAACACUAACAUUUAAACUUAGCAUACAUGUAACAAGUCCCAUCACACUGGCAGAGUUUUGGUUGAGUUAUGUCACUUGAUCAACUCAAAAGCAUCUUCUUGCAUAGCUAGUGUAUUUUAUAAAUGAUGCCAACACUGUUGCAGUAUUGUCACUCUAAUUAAUUCUUUUUAUUGCCAUUUUGUAUAUAACAUUAAUAUAGAUGAACAUGGACUAAAAUGGCUAAAGCUUUUUUAUGAACAUCAUGCAAAAUAUUCCAAAAAUUGUUGAAGUAUAAUUCAUUUUUUCAACAAAAACCUUUGUAUUAUAACAUCUCAAUCCUUAAUAAUAACAUGUAGCUGAUCAUCUGUUCAUGAGAGAGAAAAAGUAUGCCCAUGCAAUAAAUUUAAAAAGGCCAUUUUUCUAAAACCUUACUUAUUCAAAUAAAAUUUGGUACACAUGUUGCAAGGGACAAUACACACACAGAACAAGGCUCAUAUCUCAACAUUUAAUAACUUGAGUUAUUCCCCUUUUUGGACUGAUAAGUACCCUACCAGUACUCUACCAGCAAAAGCAUUCACUCCAGGGUGACCAUGUUUGGUACUUAUUGCCAACGUUUACAGCACUUCUUUGGUUGAUCCAUGUUUGUGAUUCUGUUUUGACAAUGUACAUUUGCAUUUAUUGUCACCAGCACUAUUGUAUUUCUUAUUUAUUUAGCAUUAUUUGCAGAAAGAAUCUGUAAGAAGCAAGAAGAAUGGAGUACUAUGUUACAGGAAUGUGAAUGUAAUUCGCCUUUAUCUCAAUAUUUGGUUUUGGAAAAAUUUGGUUUAUCAGUAUUUGUGACAUUUCAGUACAAUUAUCUUGCUGUUGUUUAAGAAAAUAAAGUGACAAAAACCC